Molecule: messenger RNA, 846 nt
Organism: Funneliformis geosporum
Lineage: Eukaryota; Fungi; Glomeromycota; Glomeromycetes; Glomerales; Glomeraceae
Source: the annotation of a GenBank genome assembly
AUGCCUUUUGAAUCUAGAACUUCGUUUGCUCGUAGCUCUGGUUCUAAUUCUAAUCGUGACGAUGGCAACGAUGGAGAAUACGGUUCUAUUGAAGACAACAAGCCUAAACCACAGUUUAAAGAUGAAUGUUUCAGAAAGAUGGAAUUAAUGAUUGAAUUCACGAAUCUUCGUAACCCAAAACAUUGUCCAAAUGGUAUUUAUGUUAUGCCUUCUGCAGACAAUUUUCAUACUUGGUAUGGAGUUUUAUUUGUUCAUAAAGGAUAUUAUAAAAAUGGAGUUUUCAAGUUUAGACUUAACAUACCUGCUGAAUAUCCUUUUUUACAAACUUAUUCGGCAAAUUAUAUUUUUGAUCAUGCAAUUUUUACUCGUCCACCUUCAGUGACAUUUAUUUUUACCUUGAUCAAUAAUAUUGAUGGCUUGUUCCAUCCUCUUAUUGAUCCAAACGAUGGGCGUUUCUCCCUUUCUCAACAAUUCAAGGAUUGGGAGCCACAUAAAUAUUAUAUUUUUCAUGUGCUUCAUUAUAUCAAAAAGUCUUUUAAGAAGACUGUCUUGGACAAUUUGAUAGAAAGGCAUUGUCCGAAUAAGAAAGCUUUUACUACAUAUCAUCAUGAGAUACGUACGUUUUCUAUAUUGGCAAAGCAAUGUGCCGACUUAUCAAUUUCAAAGACUGUCCUUUACGAUAACAAUAUAGAAGCCAAUCCAAUUCAAUUCUCUGUCUUACCAGAUGAAAAACUAGAUGAAUUGAAGACCUUUAUCAGUCCACCGGAAACCGAAAAAGAAAGACCCAAUCACACGUCUCACAAGACCUAUUCUACGUCUUCAAUGUCAUCUAUUUUGCAUCCAUAG